AUGUAAUGUAUAUAUGUAACCUCGCUGACCGCUGUGAUUAGAGAAUGGCGCUCAGGGCGAAUGUUUUUGUGUUUCAGCAGACGAACGUUUUUGUUGUAGCAGCUGGCUUACGGAUCAACAGUAUUCUGCAGAGAAGUGCAUCGACAAAACCUGAGAAGGAGCCAGCAUGUUCAAAGACAGAGAGAAUGGCAAAGAAGCUGAGGGAGAAAACUCCAAUAGGAAAACUAGAUGAACUGGACGCUGGAAAACACCCUUAUCAAGAAAAGGAGCCUCUUCCCCCAUGGCCAGAUAAUACUAACCCUCACACUGGGGAAGUUGGAGGACCUCGUGGGCCUGAACCUACACGUUAUGGGGACUGGGAAAGAAAAGGACGUGUGACAGAUUUUUGAGUGGUGAAGUACUGUUCAGUUCUAAAUAAUUGGACACAUCAGCAAGUUCAUUGUGUGAAUGAAUGCUUGGCUUUAUGUACAUGUAGAUAAAAAUAAGGGACAUUGAGUAAGUAAUUGUUAAAUAAAAUAUUAAAACCUGUUGAUUUGUUAAUUGUGUGUUAUAGUAUUGAUAUGUAAAUAUAUUUAUGUGAAUCUAGACAAAUAUACAUAUACAAUUUUUCCAUUUCUGUAUUAUGCCCUACUGGAAUGACUGAAACCAAAGACGCCUCAUUCCAGCCAUACUUUCACCAAUUCAAAAUCUAUUACCUCUUAAAGCAGUCAGUGGGCUGCUGCUACAGAUCACGUUAUAUUUUUGUGACAUUCACACUACUUUUGUGUAACACUGACUCUUGAUGUAGACUGGCUCUUAUUAUAUAAGGAUGUUGUAAAUGUGUCCAUUCAAAUCAAUGAAGAUUAUCACGGUUAUUGUAGAUGAUGGUGGUACUACACUAUGAUCCUUAGUUUGUAAAGUUAUAUUCACACUGAAGUUUGCAACAUGAUUCAUACAGUUUUCCCGCAAACAACUGGGUUAUCGAUGUUUGCAACAUGUUUCAAACACGGAAACAGCUAUCGGUGAAUGUCAGAUGAAACUGUUUCCAACCAGCUGUCACAUAUCGCCACUAUAUGGCUCUAAUGUUUCUGAUUGUUAGUUUUGAUUCUGUGUGAUGCAUUUGUGGUUGCACUGAUUAUUAUUAUUAUUGAAAGAUAUUGGAUGAGGCAGCUAGAGUUGGAAUUAAAAUUAAUGUGGGGAAUGUAAGCAGUGUAGUUUUCUCAUCAAUAGACUAGAUGAUGUGAGUACUCUACAAGGAAUGAAGAUGCAGAUGAUGUCAAUAUGCCAUGAGUGAUGUUUGCCACCAGUGUGGACAUAAACCUUAAAGCAGAAACAAUGUUGUGAACAAUGUUAGAAAUGUGUUUGCAAACAAAAACAUGCUGCAAACUUUGGGGUGAAUGUUGCUUAAGACUGUUGAACAGUGAGUGUAUUCUACAAAAUAUGGUUGCUAGGACAGUGUACAAUCUGUGACAUACAAGAUUCUAUUAGUUUUUUCUGUGAAUCUGCUGUUUUUCCUGCACCCACUGGCUUUUCCUCUCCUCGCACUUCUGCGUAUAUAAUACUAUCUGAAGAACCCGGCUUUGCCCAGGUAUUUGUUAUGCCCAUUUUUUUUUAUUGGAAAUGGAAAUAAAAUGAACUGUGUUUGUCGUGUGUUGUUCCUGUACACUGGGUGCAGCUGCUGCAUAUGUCUAAAACACAAUUUUGUAAACAUUUCAAUGGCAAUGCCUCUUCAUAGUUCUAUAGACGGCCCCACUUAGACCCAUUUGUGCUUUGCAGUUGAAAGCUGUCAAAAGUGCUGCCAGGUGUCAAGGAUUUCCUUAAUUUGACUCAUUUGUAGCAGUGUUUAGCAAUAAAGAAUAAGUGUGUUAAAUCUUCA
Molecule: messenger RNA, 1855 nt
Organism: Schistocerca gregaria
Lineage: Eukaryota; Metazoa; Arthropoda; Insecta; Orthoptera; Acrididae
Product: succinate dehydrogenase assembly factor 4, mitochondrial-like
Exons: 3
Coding region: 45-389 (114 amino acids)
Biological process (GO): mitochondrial respiratory chain complex II assembly
Cellular component (GO): mitochondrion
Source: RefSeq, a predicted model, not a curated record